AGCAACAGCGUUUGACGUGACGUGCGACGUGCUACGUACUGUCAGUUGGUGUCAGUGCAGUUGCAAAUGGCGGGCGCCAAUGGUGACAUUUCCUCAGUAGAGAGGAAGAUCGAGAAAUUAGCGAUAUCUGCGGAAGAAUCGUUGAAAAAUGAGAACGAAAGGGAAAUUGCGGAAAGGCCGGAGUCUCGCUUGUGGGGUUUCGAGACUAAAGAAUUGUACAAAAUCGCGGUCAAUUUCUAUAGAGAAAAGGCAGGUAAAGCAGUUCACUUGUCUUAUGAAGACAAAAUGAAACUGGUAGCUUUUACUCAACAAGUAACACAUGGCAAAUACAUACCAGAGAAAGCACUACCUCUGGGCGUACUAGAUGUGAUCGGAAGGGAUAGACGUUUAGCAUGGCAAAACUUAGGAGAUAUAUCCAAAGAACAAGCAAUGGAAGGAUUUAUAAUUUUAUUGGACAAGUUAUGUCCCUUAUUCAGAACCGUUGUAGAAGCCCAAAAGAGAGACAUAGAAGAAAAAUUACGAUUGAAAGAAGAGGAAGAAGCUAGAAAAUUGGAAGAACAGCAGAGAUUAAGGGAAUUAGAGGAAGAAAGAAAGAGAGAAGAGGAAGCUAGAUUAAAAGAAGAAAUACAAAGGAGACAAAUUCAAGAUGCCUUAAAUCAGCAAACGUAUUAUCAGUUCAAAAUGUAUGCGGAACAACAAUAUCCUGGGAAUCCGGAGCAGCAAGGAGUAUUAAUAAGGCAGUUGCAAGAGCAACAUUAUCAUCAGUAUAUGCAACAGUUACACCAGAAUCAAUUAGUCAUGGGAGAGCAAACUCCGGAUAUGAAUGAUACGACGUUAGAGAGCACGGAGAAAGACGAACAGAAAGAUACGAAUGAAACUGUUACAUUGAACGAGGAAGAUUCCGACGACCUGCAAGAUGCAUAUCCAUCUAUAGUUGCUGCGAAAAUGUGGACUAGAAAAGGUGUUGAGGAGUUCAAAGAAAUUAUUAGGAGAGAGGAUGGUGAUGCAGUUAUUAAGGUCGGGCAUGGAGAAAUAGUGACUGUCAGAGUGCCAACACACAAGGAUGGCUCUUGUUUAUUUUGGGAAUUCGCGACCGAUGGCUAUGAUAUUGGGUUUGGAGUAUAUUUCGAAUGGUCGAAGCCAGAAACUAAUCAAGUAUCAGUGCAUAUUAGUGAAUCGGAAGAUGAAGACGAUGAGGACGAUGAUUUUGAGUCGAGAGAUGAUUUGGAAAGCGGUGUAACGAAUGGCACGAUUCAGUCUGAUUAUAAACCGAUGUCACCACCUAUAAGUGUUAUAGUACCUAUAUAUAGGAGGGAUUCGCAAGAAGAAAUCUAUGCAGGAAGUCAUAAAUAUCCAGGGCAGGGCGUGUACCUUCUCAAAUUCGACAAUUCGUACUCCCUUUGGCGAAGUAAAACGCUUUAUUAUCGAGUCUAUUAUACGCAAAACGGCUAUGUCAAUAACUAGUUUUAUUAUGUAAAAUCACUGCGAUUCACUGACUGUACAAUCGUUGAGAAUCAGCUCGAUGCAACGUUCCGCCGAUAUUGCUAGUCCAACUAAGCGAAGUGUCCUAUAUCUUGUUUCUGUUCAUAUGGGAAAAAUAAGUGUUCGCAAGAUGAAAAAAAUAUAUACUUAUUAUAAUUAUGUAAUGACAUUUUAUUGUUUAAUGUGACAAACAAAGUGGGCACAAGUAAAACAAGUAAAAACUGCGGUUCCUAUCGUUCCCCUUCCCUUGGACGUUUACAAAAAUCAAGUGAAAUGAAAUAGAAACGGAGUGUAUCAAUAUAUCGAUAACAACAGUACACUGUGCAUCGUAAAUAAUUCGUUUUAGUAUCUGAUACAAUAGUGUCAUAUUCGAUCAUAUAUCAAUGAUUUUACGCAUAAUAAUUGUUUUCUUUUAAAGAUUUUAGCCUGCUUUCGUUUUUAUCACAUUCACGUCUGUAUCUUAUACUUUUAUUAAUACUGUCCCACGUUUUACAAAAAUAUAUUGAAAUGAAAA
Messenger RNA from Ceratina calcarata, 1996 nucleotides. RefSeq names its product Golgi resident protein GCP60. Gene Ontology annotation, molecular function: fatty-acyl-CoA binding. Gene Ontology annotation, cellular component: Golgi membrane. The record is from RefSeq and is a predicted model, not a curated record. The transcript has 4 exons. Lineage: Eukaryota; Metazoa; Arthropoda; Insecta; Hymenoptera; Apidae. Bases 67 to 1464 code for a protein of 465 amino acids.